Messenger RNA from Coccinella septempunctata (seven-spotted ladybird), 1523 nucleotides. RefSeq lists its product as uncharacterized. The transcript is spliced from 5 exons. Bases 310 to 1185 code for a protein of 291 amino acids. NCBI's taxonomy places the organism in Eukaryota, Metazoa, Arthropoda, Insecta, Coleoptera, Coccinellidae. The record is from RefSeq and is a predicted model, not a curated record. Gene Ontology annotation, cellular component: sarcolemma; dystrophin-associated glycoprotein complex.
AUUGUCGUAGAUAUCAAAAUACCAACACUUUUUCUAGAAUAUCUGUUGGUAAACUCAAACUCGCUGCUCUUCGAGCGUGCCGACACACGAUACCGCGGUAAAAUUAGGUGAAAUUACGACAGGUUGGCCAUGAAAUAACGAAUUCGAUUCUGAACAGAAACAAGUGAAUGAUACUUUCUUGGUUCAGGUGCUAUCCCGUCUUGACUAUGUGAGUCUAUUUAAUCUAACUGUUGUGCGGAUUGUGAAUCGAAAAUCACUCGCUUUAAGUGGAAAAAACGUACAUUCCUUUUCGGGUGACAGAAAAAAGAAAUGAUUCAAAACAACAACGACUGGGAAGCAGGACAGGGUGGUAACGCGAAUGAAAAAAGCGAAAAUGAAGAUAAAUAUAUAACAGAAGACUUUCAUGAGUUUGGAUAUCAACAUUUGAAGAAUGAAGGCUCUCCUACACUUACACAUGGAUUAGUAACGACAGUUCCACAAAACAUAGCAAAUUCGAAACUAGGGGACAAACACACGCCAACAAAAAACAGUCUGAGACAUAGCAGGAUGAUUGUUUUGAACAAAGCUCCAAGAGUUCCUAUUGAGUUUUUACCACCCAUCAUAACUUAUCACGACAGAGCCAAAACUACCAUGUGGAUUAUUCUAAUAAUUGGGAUAAUUAUGUCUUUUCAAUGUUCAAGCCAGCAGAUAUAUGCUCCCAAUUCAAGACCACAAUUGAAUCCUUUCUACACUGCAAUACCUAUUCUGUUUUCUGGAAUAUUUGGAUUCGUCCAUCUAACUUGCUGCAGGAAAGAGUAUCCUGGACUUCGCAGGAAUGCCUGUGAAAAAUCUAUCAAGAUUUUUAGCAUAACCACCAGCUUAGUGGCAUCCAUAACAUCAUGUCUAUACUUUUUCAACGGUUUGAUCCAUUUAGUGUCCUUUAUUUAUAUGAAAUGUGCCCCACCAGAUCUUUUGACGCAAACCUGCAUCUGCCGUUUAGAUGACAAUGAAAUGUUGAAUUCUAUUUUCAAUAAUAGUUGGAACUAUGUAGAUUUGAGUUGUUUUGAAGUGUUUCAUGUUUUCAAUGUUAUAAUUGGACUGACGAGUUUCACAUGUUUUAUAAUCAUUCUUUUGGAAUUUUAUUAUCUACAUUUGCAUUGGGGAAGCUCAAGACAAAAACCUUUGAGAAGUCAUAACUUCAUUUGAGACACUUACUCCUUUUGGUUGUUCUUAUGCAUGUUAUUAGAUUUCAUAAUUGAAUAAUGCAAAAAAUUACAUAAAAGUUAUAUUUUUUAUACAUCGAUAAGAUGAGGUAACAGUGGAUAUUAUAUAUGAAAUUUUUAUUCUAUUCUUGCACUUAAGAAUCCAUUCCGUCCAUUUGUAUAACCAACGACGGAGUUUCUACUUAGUCAAAUGGAAAACAACAUGUGAUUAAUUCUGCAGAAGGAUGUUUUAUAUUUUGUCAAUGUUUAUAUGGUCGAAGUGAUCGAAUAUUAUUGUGAUACCUUUGUACAGAACUCAUGAUUAAAAUAAAGCAGAAGCAA